GAUAUCUUGGAAGGAUGCAUGUCUCCUCUUGUGCUGUCCCCGUAUUCUGGCUGGGUCCUAGACAGAGUGAUUGGGCAAUCAGCCCCAGAAGUCGCACCCUCCAGAAGUUCAACGCCUAAAGAGUCCACUCCCCUCACACACUGGUCAUCUUCUCUGGAGAAGAUCACAUCUGCUAGCCACCAGGGUUCUUCACCACUUUCAUCUGCAGGCCCAAGUGAAACAAAGGGAAAUGAAGAUCUUGGUCUUCUGGAAGUGGAUCAAGAAGCCUUUCUGGCAGUUCUGCCAUCUAAAGUUACAGAAGUUGAAGGCUGCAUUCGGAUGUAUGAAGAGAUGUACAGGUUGAAAGGAAAGGAGGGGCUAAGGCAACGGCAGGAGCAGCAAGAGCAGAUGGUGAGGGCAGUGUACGACCUGGCAAGUGAACAACUGAAACGCUUUGAUGAACUGAAGGAGCUAAAGCAGCAUCAGGAAUUCCAAGAUUUGCAAGAAGUAAUGGAGAAGAGCUCAAAGGAGGCUCAGGGACAGCAAGAGAAGCUGAAGGAAGAACACCGACACAGAGCAAAGGUAUUAAACCUAAAACUGCGUGAAGCAGAGCAGCAGAGGCAGCGUCAGGAAGAGCUGGAGCGUUUGCGUAAGGAAGAGGGCCAGGAAAGAUUGCGUCGCCUUUAUUCCAUCCAGGAGGAAGUGCUACAGCUUAACCAGCAGAUUGAUCCCAAUUAUAGACACAAAGACUUGCCAAGAAUCGAUCUUUCUGCAUACAGUAAUCGUGGCAACCAGAUCUGUGGGCUGGUGUCAGGACUCAUCCGCACCACAAGCGAGAGAGGUUUCCCUACUCCAGUAGAUGUGGCAAAUACUGAGCGAGCCCUGCAGGAGAUGCGAGGGUUGAUAACCAGCAUGCAGCAAGAAAUCGCCGCAGCUGUGGAAGAAAAAAGGAGAAGAGAUGAAGAGGAAGAGAGACAGAAGCAGAAAGAGUUACUGAAAAAAGAGCAAAUGAAGGCUCAGAAUCCUGCCCCUGCACAGCAGUCAGGGAGAAAGCAGCAGAAGGAAGGACUUCAAGUUAAGGCAGAAGAAAGUACCAUGCAGUGGUACCAGCAGCUUCAAGAUGCUGCUGAGCAGUGCGUCGCUUCUUUCAGCGGAAUCAGCAACUGCAAAGACAACAAUGAGGUUAAGAAGAUAAAAACAGACUUGCAGAAAGCAGCAACGAUCCCCGUGAGCCAGAUCUCUAGAAUAGCAGGCUCUCAGCUGAGAGAGAUAUUUGACAAGAUCAAUAACCUGCUCUCUGGAAAGUCUGUUCAGAGUGGAGGGCGAACUGUAUCAGUGACUCAGCAUCCACAGGGGCUGGAUUUUGUUUAUUACAAACUUGCGGAGAAAUUUGUGAAUCAAGGAGAAGAAGAAGUAGCUUCUCACCGUGAUGCAGCUUUCCCAAUUGCUGUGGUGGCCUCAGGAAUCUGGGAAAUACAUCCUCGAGUUGGAGACCUCUUUUUAGCUCAUCUGCACAAAAAGUGCCCCUAUUCUGUGCCAUUUUACCCUGCACUGAAAGAGGGAACUUCUAUGGAAGAGUAUCAAAGGAUGCUUGGAUAUCAAGUUAAGGAUUCUAAGAUGGAAGAGCAAGAUCAUUUUCUUAAACGGAUGUCAGGAAUGAUUCGUCUGUAUGCUGCUAUCAUUCAACUCCGGUGGCCUUAUGGAAACAAACAAGGGACACAUCCUCAUGGGCUGAAGUAUGGAUGGCGUUGGCUCGCUCAGAUGUUGAAUAUGGAGCCUCUGGCAGAUGUGACAGCUACACUUCUUUUUGAUUUUCUGGAGGUGUGUGGCAACGCUCUCAUGAAACAGUAUCAGGUUCAGUUCUGGAAAAUGAUGUUGCUUAUCCGAGAAGACUAUUUCCCAAGAAUUGAAGCAAUUACCAGCUCUGGACAGAUGGGCUCUUUAAUGCGUUUCAAGCAAUUCUUGGAGAAAUGUCUACAGCAGAAGGAAAUUCCAUUACCAAAGGGUGCUCUGCAGUCUUCCUUCUGGAGAUCAUAA
Balearica regulorum gibbericeps (East African grey crowned-crane) is the source of this 2016-nucleotide messenger RNA. The record is from RefSeq and is a predicted model, not a curated record. Lineage: Eukaryota; Metazoa; Chordata; Aves; Gruiformes; Gruidae.